AUGCCGGAGGCUUCAGGAUCUGGAAUGACUGACGAGGAUGAUUACUCGACUUUCGAGAAUAAAACUGGCCUGGCCGAAGACAUGAAGUUUUUGGCGAGUAUGCCAGAACUCUGCGACGUGACAUUCCUCGUCGGUGACACCAGAGAGCCAGUUUGCGCCGUAAAAGCUGUGCUCGCGGCCAGAAGCAGAGUCUUCCAUAAAAUGUUAUAUCAAACUCCGAGCCCACAACGUAAAAAAGAACCGCCGGCGCGAGAAAACAAGAUUCGGCUCUUUCUCAAGCGCAGCUCUGAGCCGCUGUUAAAUUUGCAGAACGCCGCGCAACAGCGGUCAGGGUUCACGCAGCAACUGGCCCCCAUCCAAGAGCCGCAAUCACAUCAGCAUCAUACGCUGAUUAUCGAGGAAUUCGAGCCCGAUGUCUUCCGGCAGCUGAUCGAGUAUAUUCAUACGGGAUGUGUGACAUUACAGCCUAGGACUUUGCUUGGGGUAAUGAACGCCGCCGAUUAUUACGGAUUGGAUGAACUCAGACGAGCCUGUGCAGGCUUCGUUCAAUGUUGUAUAACCGUUGAUACGGUCUGCGCUUUAUUAGCAUCAGCGGAGCGUUAUAUUCAGUAUAAAUGCACGAAAUCUUUAGUUCAAAAGGUACUAGAAUUCGUCGAUGAGCAUGGCAAUGAAGUAUUGAAUUUAGGAUCGUUCACAUUACUACCGCAACACGUUGUUCGUUUAAUCCUUGCCAGAGAAGAAUUACGUGCAGAUGAAUUUACGAAAUUUCAAGCUGCAUUAAUGUGGAGUAAAAAGUAUUGCGACAACAAUCAAAAUACACCGUUGAAAGAUGUAAUUGGUAAUUUCAUCGAGUACAUUCAAUUUCACAAAAUUCCAGCCACUGUAUUGAUGCAAGAAGUAAAUCCUUUGGGACUGGUGCCACCGGAAAUUAUCAUGAAUGCAUUAGCUUAUCAGGCAGACCCAACCAGUGUCGACCCCAGAAAAUUCUCUCCCCACAGAGUGAGGAGACAGGGUCGCAGCAUGUCGGUCCAGUCGUCACUGGAUCCGUAUGGCAGCAUCACGACCUUGAGUUCGAGCGGCUCCGACGCCGGAUCGGAUCAGAAACAAAAUGCACUGAUCGCGGCCGUUUCGGACGAGCCUCGACGAACCGAGGAUAUUUGUGGCCCCGACGAAGGAGCGGCGCCGACAGACGAUAUUAUCGCAGAAGAAAGAGAGCAGAAAGAAAAACAGCGACCGCAACAACAACAAUCUCAGCGGCAGCAGCAAGAUCAACAACAAGAAUCUCAAGUUCAGGUUCAUGCAGAACAGGAAGCGCCUCAAUCACAGGAACAACAGAAACAGGAACAAGUGCAGUCACAACAAAAAGAGCCGGGUCAUUUACAGCAGCAAGUCCGUCAGAAGAUAGAGAAGGACAGGGAGCAACGAAAGCUUCAGCAAGAACAACAGCUAUUGCAGCGUAAACUGGAACUGGAAGAACAACUACGACGCAAACUGGAGCGAGAUGAAGAAGUAUUGCAGCGAAAAUUAGAAGAAGAAGAAAAACCGUUACAACAGAAGAUGGAACAUGAGACACGAAGGAAAUUAGAAAAAGAGGAACAGCAGCAAAUUAUGCGGUUGAAAAAAGAAACGGAGCAGCUGAAGAAAGAAGAAAUAAAACGUUCACCGAAAGCUGAACGUGUGCUACAGCAGAAAAAGGUUGAUGAUAAGCAACCACAACUGCCAAAGGCAGAUGAACAGCCGGAACUACAACAGAAACGUAAACAGCUGCAAGAACCGCUGGAUAAAAAUGAGCGAGCAAAACUGCGCAAGCAAGGUGAGAAAGUGGAGAUAUCACGUCAAGAGUCACUUGUGCAACAGCAAAAGAUGGAGAUAACAAUGCAAGAAGAUCAAGAGGCACAGCGGAAGGAGAAGCCGCAGUUGCCACAGCCUGGGGAAUCGCAACAGCAGCAACAGCUGCAGCCGCAGCAGCAGCAGCCACAGCUGCACCAAGAGCAGUCGGGAAUUCGGCCACUUGAGGGAGUCAGUGGACUUUACAUUAGGAUAGUGCUGAGACACGAAGGUCGCGCAAAUCUAGUCUGGCUAUACAAAACACACAUAUUCUAAAUUUUGAUGAUUCGCCUCGUCGCUUCCGUCUGAAUGUCUCAAGCGACCUCGCAGCUAUACGGCUCUACGACUUAUCCAUCCAUGUUGAAAGGUAUCGUGAAGAUGUAA
Messenger RNA from Atta colombica, 2211 nucleotides. RefSeq names its product involucrin. NCBI's taxonomy places the organism in Eukaryota, Metazoa, Arthropoda, Insecta, Hymenoptera, Formicidae. The record is from RefSeq and is a predicted model, not a curated record. The transcript has 9 exons. Bases 1 to 2103 code for a protein of 700 amino acids. Gene Ontology annotation, molecular function: protein binding.